Molecule: messenger RNA, 1866 nt
Organism: Balaenoptera ricei (Rice's whale)
Lineage: Eukaryota; Metazoa; Chordata; Mammalia; Artiodactyla; Balaenopteridae
Gene: DNAAF19
Product: coiled-coil domain containing 103
Exons: 4
Coding region: 225-998 (257 amino acids)
Biological process (GO): epithelial cilium movement involved in extracellular fluid movement; inner dynein arm assembly; determination of left/right symmetry
Cellular component (GO): outer dynein arm
Source: RefSeq, a predicted model, not a curated record
UUAACAAUGAGUGGAAUUUUAUCCCAGGGCUCAAGAGUAGGUUACAAUAGUUCUGCUUUUGUGUGAGGGCCUCUAUCACAACUCGCUAUAGAGUGAGUCCAUGUGGAAAUGUGAAGGGACUGAAUUCUGAAAUCUAAAUGCUUCCUCAGCCAAAGCACCAAUACUAAAAUAUUUUUAGAGGCAGAAUAAAAAAGAAUGAAAAAUUGCCGUUUAAAACAACAUGGAUGAAAAAAAAAAAAAAAAAACCCAACAUGGAUGGACCUAGAGGGUGUUAUGCUAAGGCACAGGCCAUGAAAAGGAAUGACAUCAUUGACUUCAAGGCUUUGGAGAAAGAGCUGCAGGCUGCACUCACUGCUGAUGAGAAGUACAAACGGGAAAAUGCUGCCAAGUUACGGGCAGUGGAACAGAGGGUAGCUUCCUAUGAGGAGUUCAGGGGUAUUGUCCUUGCAUCACAUCUGAAGCCACUGGAGCAGAAGGACAAGAUAGGAGGAAAGAGGACUGUGCCCUGGAACUGUCACACUAUUCAGGGAAGGCCCUCCCAGGAUGAAACCACUGAAAUCUCCCCGGAGAAAACGCUCCUCCAGCCCGAGACCUCGGCUGAGUUCUACCGUGAUUGGCGGCGAUACUUGCGGAGUGGGCCAGAGCGCUACGAGGCCCUGCUGCAUCUCGGGGGCCCAAAGCUGGGCCGCCUCUUCCAGAUGGAUGUGGGGUUUGGGCUUCUAGGGGAGAUGCUGAUGGCACUGGCUGAUCACGUGAGGCCAGCUGACUGGUGGGUGGUGCUGGGGGUCCUGCGCAGCCUGGCCAGCACGGGCCGCUUCACCCUGAACCUGAGCCUGAUGAGCCAUGCGGAGAAAGAGAGCUGCAGAUCCUUGUUUCAGAAGCUGCAGGCCAUGGGCACCCCCAGCCUGGAGGGGCGGGGUCUGGGGGAGCAGCCUGGUGGGCUCCAGGAGGAGGAGAGUCUUCUGCAAGAGCUGCUAAGGCUGUAUCACGUGGACUGAUGGGACCAGUUACCUUCAGAGGCCCCCAGUGGCCACUGGAGGCAUUUUUUUGUUGUCUCGAGGGCUCUGCAGGACUGUAGUGAGAAGCCCACACCUAAUUCCCUUCUGGUCUUGGAAUUUUCACAACAAAAGCAGUAACUGAAUUUUCCCUUUUCCUCCAGCCUCUUGGGGGCUCCAUAUGCUGAACUGUGUAGAUCCACAGGAUGGUCAAGGGCCCAAGAAGUUGAAAGACUUUUGCUUCCCACCCUUAGAGUCUGCCAGUCUGCUAGCCCAUGGCCCUGAGAGAUGGGUGCGAACCCAACCAAACACUGGUACCACCAGUUAUAGCCUCCACUCAAAAAAAGUAAAAAGCAAAAUUGUUAAUCUUCCAUGAUAAAUUAAUACUGAUCUCCAUAGCUCUUAACAAGAGUAUUUGUAACUGGAAACCAACAGAAUGGACAUUUAAUCAAUAAAUGAUCAAAUGCUACCUCAUUUGAGGUGCAGUAUUUUUCUCGAGGGGCUGACUUCCUGUGCAGGUUGGGCCUGGGAAAGCCCCAAGCCAUCAGCUCAGGCCUGGCCAGCCUCCCAGGCAUCUUCAGAUGGCCAGAUGUGCAGGUAGGAGGGUUUCCUUCAACUCCUGGAUUAACCAAAGGGAGGACCUUUCCACCGGGCAGGCAGGGCAGGGCCUGGAACAGAGAGGCAGAGAGUUCCCUGUCCUGGUACCUGGGCCCUUGCUUCUCAUUCUGGCUUCCCCUGACCCAUUCUUGAGUGAGUGUCAGUGUUCUAGAAAGGGGAGAAAGGGCCAGGUUCUAGAAUGGUUUUCCCUCAAGAUCAUGUCUGGAAUGUUAGAAGGGCAUCUUGUACUUCCACUGGGAAUAAAUUGCUUGGU